Messenger RNA from Meloidogyne enterolobii, 942 nucleotides. The record is from the annotation of a GenBank genome assembly. Lineage: Eukaryota; Metazoa; Nematoda; Chromadorea; Rhabditida; Meloidogynidae.
AUGGCGAAAACGAAAAAAAUUUUAGAGGAAAAUGACCAGAAAAGCGACUUCCAUAAUGAUUGGAAUUCAUUAUUAGAAAUUUUUGAGAAAAUUGAUGAGGAGAUUGAAGUUGAUACUGAUGGAAUUUUGCUUCGUAAUUUGUCCAAAAAAACGAUUACACAAAUUAUUUCUUCCGUUCCUUUCAAACAAUUGGCCAAUUCUCCCCCAAAAACAAUUCGUGCCUCUUUAAAACUUUUAUAUUUACUUGCUUCUCAACAACAUAAAGUUGAAUUACCUUUUACAAUUGAUUUAAUUAAUUUAAUGGAGGCAGAACCAGAACCAAAAAUUUAUUCUAUAAAAAUUGUGGAAAGAAUAUUGAAGUUUCACACUCGUCAACCAGAAAUGUUAGCAGAUUUACGUGAUUUAAGUGCUCUCUGUUUUGCUAUGUUUCGUCCUUUAGACCAGCCAUGGACCGAACACAUUAGUGAACCAAUUAAAAGGAAAUAUUUAUUGGCUGAAUUGAGCUUCUUAAGAACUUUUUUAGUCUCUGUGCCUAUUUUAUUGAAUUCAUUUUCUCCAGUGAUUACACAAUUGUUGCCAGAGUUCUUUAUUCAGAGUAGCAAUUAUCGUCGCAAACAAGCACUAAAUAGCAACGAAAUAUCCUCUCCACGUGACAUUAAUUAUUUAGCUGAAAAUUUAUUUCCUGACAGAUUAGAACACUCAUUAAGUUGUGUUUGUCGGGAAUUAGUCAAAAAUAAAGAAAAAUUUCAUCGUUUACUUUCAUUUGUUGUUGCAUCCUCUUUGGUAGAUGAAAGAAGAAUACGUUAUCCAACUUAUCUAAUUAUGACAGCAUUGGAUGAAAAAGACAUUGCUUUGUUAAGCACAAAUAUGCCGACUUGGGAAAAACGAAAAUUUUCAACUUUACAUUCACAAUUUUUUGAAUGUAAUAAAAUUAUUGGAUAA